AUGCCCGAUCGGUACCCCGUGCCUCAUCUUCAGGACUUUGCUGGAGCCCUUUUCGGCAAAACCAUUUUCUUGAAGAUCGAUUUGGUGCGGGCUUUUCAUCAAAUUCCGAUUGCGGCUGAGGACAUUCCCAAAACGGCAGUGACGACUCCUUUUGGCUUGUUUGAGUUCCUUCGUAUGCCAUUUGGUCUCCGAAAUGUCUCACAAACUUUCCAACGUUUCAUUGACCGUGUUUUACGCGGCCUUCCAUUUGUCUAUGUGUAUAUUGAGGAUGUUCUCGUCGCCAGUCGAGAUGUCGAGGAACACCUCCUACACCUUACCCUGCUUUUCGACCGAUUUCAGCAGUUUGGUGUCACCCUGCAUCCUGCCAAAUGUAUCCUAGGAGCCACUUCUCUUGAGUUCUUAGGUCACCUGAUAGACUCAAACGGCAUUUGGUCUCUUCCCUCAAAAGUUGCCGCCAUUCGGGACUUUCCACCCCCUACCUCGAAGCGUCAGUUGCAACGGUUUCUUGGUAUGGUGAACUUUUAUCGCCGGUUCCUACCGAACUGUGCUGAUCUCAUGUUGGCGCUCACCAACAUGCUUUCUGGUCCCAAAGGUUCCCUCGAGCUGACUGGUGAAGCACUGACUGCUUUUGAGGGAAUCAAGAAUUCCCUUGCUGAUGCCACCUUACUCACACAUCCCGCUCCCGAAGCUCAGCUGUCUCUGAUGGUAGAUGCUUCGACCGUAGCCGUAGGUGCUGUCCUUCAAGAACACCUUGCUGGUUUGACUCAACCACUUGCCUUUUUCUCCAAAAAGCUCUUACCAGCUGAGACAUGCUACAGUACCUUUGGCCAUGAACUACUAGCCAUUUACCUGGCUGUGAAGCAUUUCGGGCAUUCCCUUGAAGGUCGUGACUUCACCGUUUUCACUGACCACAAACCGUUGACUUUUGCACUUCGUUCCCACACUGACAAACUAAACCGCCGGGAAAUCCGCCAACUGGACUACAUCUCCCAGUUUACCUCAGAUAUCCGCCACAUCGACGGGUCACGCAAUGAGGUGGCUGAUGCACUGUCCAGGCCCUCCAUUGCUCAUCUUCAGCUUUCACCCGGGAUAGACCUCGCUGAGAUGGUCGCUGAACAACGCCGUGUCGGUCCACCCUGUGAUGAGGAUGUUUCCGGACUCCAACUUCAGGAACUACCGCUAACAACUGGCAACGGCACCAUUUUAUGCGACGUAUCCACCCCUUCCCAUCGUCUAUUUGUGCCACCAUCUCUCCGCUGCAAAGUUUUCUCCUCCCUGCACAAUCUGUCUCACCCUGGGAGUCGAGCAACCGACAAGCUGGUUUCCGACCGCUUCGUCUGGCCUGGUAUGCACAAGGACAUCAAGGCAUGGACACGGACUUGUAUCGCCUGUCAACGGAGCAAGAUCCAGCGGCACAACAAGGCCCCCAUUGGCACCUUUCCCCGGCCCUGGUUCAAGGUUCAGCCACGUUCACCUGGACAUUGUAGGCUCCCUGCCUCUUUCCAAUGGUUGUUCCUAUCUCCUCACCUGUGUGGAUCGGUCCACUCGGUGGCCUGAAGCAAUUCCCCUGCCUGACAUUGCUGCUCCAACGGUGGUCAAGGCUUUUCUCAGUCGUUGGGUUGCUAUCUUUGGUGCACCCUCCACAAUCACGACUGACCGUGGUGCCCAAUUUGAGUCUAACCUCUUCCAGUCUUUACUCUCCUUUUAGGCUGUACCCGCAUCCGGACGACAGCCUUUCACCCGGCUGCUAACGGGAUGGUCGAGCGGUUUCACCGCCAGCUGAAGGCCUCUCUACGCGCCGCGGCCGAUCCGGAGAACUGGACAGACCACCUUCUCCUGGUCCUCUUGGGCAUCCGCUCCGCUCUCAAGCCGGACCUUGACUGUUCCGCAGCUGAACUGGUGUUCGGCUCCACCGUCCGACUCCCCGGUGAGAUGAUCUCACCAAACCCUCAAGGUGCAGUUGAGGAUCCUACCAACCUCCUGCAUCGCCUCCGGCAGUUUAUGCGGACACUUUCUCCGGUUCCUCCCAGGUCCUCCGCCUCUCCGUUCUAUCUCGAGAAGGACUUGGCAACGUGCUCUCACGUCUACCUUCGAUGUGAUCGAGUCCGCCGGCCUCUGGAACCGCCCUAUGACGGCCCAUUUCGGGUGCUCUCUCGCGGGCCGAAGACUUUCCGCAUUCAGCGCGACAAUCGUGAAGAGGUCGUGAGUGUGGACCGCUUCAAGGCUGCCGUCCCUGACACUCCUCCGGAUGAGCCCUGUGGUCCUCAACCUUCUGCUUCCCACAUGCAGCCUCUAUUCCACCGUCCCGUAUUUUCCCUCUGCCCUCCUGUCCGCCAUCUCCGACUGUCACCACCAACUCCAACACUUCCGCCACCAGAUUUAUUCACUCUUCUACGGACCCUGUAUGUAUCACUCGCAGUGGUCGUCAUGUACACUUUCCUGAUCGGUUGGUCACUCAUUUCUUUUAGACCUGUACACAUCCUUCGACGUCGUCUUCGCCGCCCUCCGGUCUCGGAGGGGGGUACUGUGCCGAGGCGCCAGACUAUCUUGCCUUUCCCUACCUGUUCCUCAUUCUUGAACUUACCGGUUGUUUAA
Spirometra erinaceieuropaei is the source of this 2595-nucleotide messenger RNA. Lineage: Eukaryota; Metazoa; Platyhelminthes; Cestoda; Diphyllobothriidea; Diphyllobothriidae. The record is from the annotation of a GenBank genome assembly.